AUGUCAUCAAACGGCACGCGCGAGAAGUCGUUCUUCGAGCAGCAACGCGAGGCACUCAUUGGCGAGAUUGCCAUGAGCUUUGAACACGUCCUAGCCAACAUCAACAAGCUGAACCGCUCGCUCGAAGCCGUUGUGGCCGUCGGCAACGAAUUUUCUUCGGUCGAAGCGCUGUGGUCGCAGUUCGAGAAUGUGAUGGCGAAGGAGCCGGAGCCUGAGGGCAAGGCUGGCGAGGGAGGGGCUAAGGGUGAGCGAGAAGGAUCUACGGAGAAGAGCGAGGGUGCGAGUGGAGCGAGUGGAGAGAGGUGA
Molecule: messenger RNA, 306 nt
Organism: Pseudomassariella vexata
Lineage: Eukaryota; Fungi; Ascomycota; Sordariomycetes; Amphisphaeriales; Pseudomassariaceae
Product: DASH complex subunit Dad1-domain-containing protein
Exons: 3
Coding region: 1-306 (101 amino acids)
Cellular component (GO): spindle microtubule; DASH complex; mitotic spindle pole body
Source: RefSeq, a predicted model, not a curated record